AUGAAAUUUGAGAGUACAUCUAAAGAAAGAUUGAGCCAUUCAUUAUUUGGCGGGUCAUGUACUGAUGUCAUAAACCACGAUGUUUUUACAGUGUUCUUGUCUAAAACGGAUGGAACUUAUCAUUGUAACUUCAAAGCUCUUAGCCAAGAUAUUAUUUGUGGAAGUAUACCACCAGUUGCUAAUGGCGAGUGGAUUCAAGAGCUUAAAGAGAACAAUAUAUCCGUAUGCGACGAUAGUAAUGGACCAAUAGAAAUACUUAUUGGCGCUGACAUUGCAGGCAAGUUGAUGACCGGAGGAUUUAAAUUGCUUACUUCAGGCCUUGCUGCUAUAGAAACAAAACUUGGUUGGACUCUUUUCGGGAAAAAUGGUAUGCGUGAGAUCUCGGACAAUUCCGCACUGCUCGUCACAUCCAUGUUGAAUAAGGAAAUAUUGAUAUCCGAUCUAUGGUCUCUAGAUUCACUUGGAAUUCUAGAUCCAUCAGAGAAGAAAAGUAAACUGGAACUUCAAGAAGAAGCAAGAGAUCAUUUCUUGUCUACUGUAAAGGUGAACGAAGAGGGGCGUUUUCAAGUCAGCUUGCCAUGGCUUGAUAACCAUCUACCGUUAAAAGAUAACUAUGACUUAGCUGUAAAGAGAUUAGCUUCUACAGUAAAACGACUAAAAGCUGAGAAACUUUAUGAUGCUUAUGGAGAAGUUUUUAGUGAAUGGGAACAAGAAGGCAUCAUAGAAGAAGUACCAAAAAGCGAAAUUGAUGUAACAUGCCAUUAUCUACCACAUCGACACGUAGUAAAAGAAAACAGUACUACACGAAUCAGGCCAGUGUUUGAUGCCUCGGCCAAACAAAAAGGAUCCCCUAGUCUCAAUGAUUGUCUAGAAAAAGGUCAGAACCUUAUCGAACUGAUUCCUUCAAUUCUUCAUAGAUUCCGAAUGAACAGAAUAGGAGUUUCUGCAGAUAUACGAAAAGCAUUCUUACAAAUAAGUCUCAACCCUAAGGAUAAAGACUAUCUAAGAUUCUUAUGGUAUAGAACUGAUGGAAAACUGAAGUAUUACAGGCAUUGUAGGGUAGUAUUUGGAGUUACAAGCAGCCCUUUCUUGCUAGUUUCUGUAAUUCACCAUCUUCUAGAAUCCACUUUGAAACAACUAAAUGGAAACCCAAAUCUACCAGAAAUUUUGUCUAAAAGAGAGAUUUUAGCUACUACACACAAAAUAUUCGACCCUUUAGGAAUAGCUUGCCCCGUAACUCUUGUGCCGAAACUUUUACUUCAGCACCUAUGGGAAGUUAAGUUAUCUUGGGACCAAGAAGUUGAUUCAAAUUCAAAAUCACAAUUUUGUAAAUGGUUGAAUGAUUUGCAGUGUCUGGAAAGAAUGAGAAUACCAAGAUGGUUAAACUGUGAUCGUGAGAUUGAAAAUAUCUCACUUCAUUUCUUCAGUGAUGCGAGUAAACUUGCAUAUUCAGCUGUGGCCUUUGUUCGAGUACAAACAAGAGAUUCGGUUCAAGUUCAUUUGGUGCAAGCUAAAGCGAGAGUUGCACCCAGCGGAAGGAAAAAGACAACAAUAGCUCGAUUGGAACUUCUUGGAGCUACAAUAUGUGCACGUUUAGCAUCCAGCAUAAUACCUGAAUUUCAAGCUGAUGAUAUUUAUUUUUGGACAGAUUCGUCUACUGUGCUAGCUUGGAUACAGAGAAAUGAAGUAUGGGACGUAUUUGUUCACAACAGAAUUAAGGAAAUAAAGCAACUGACUUCUAUUGAAUCCUGGAGAUGGUGGGAAGGACCUAAAUGGCUAUAUUUAUCACCUGAAAAAUGGCCAAAAGAAGAUUUUAGUGCUGAUGAAGAAGAAAUAGCUCUUGAGAAAAAGAAAAGGAUUAUUUCGUCCUUAAUAAAUCUUAAUGCUAGUGAAAUAGUUGCUACUAGAUUCUCAAGUUAUCGUAAGACAAUCAGACUGGUAGCGUGGAUGUGUCGUUUUGUUUACAACUGUAAACAUCAAAACAAGAAAAAGGAUGAACUUACUGUAUCUGAGUUAAAUGAAGCAGAGAAUAUCUUGAUUCGUUUAAUACAAAAUGAGUCCUUUAAUGGAACAGAAGAUAAACGGAUUUUAAGUCUUAAUCCAUUCAUUGAUUGUGGGAUCAUCAGAACUAAAACAGCAAUAUUUCAAAGAGAAGAUACAUCUGAGUUCAGAACUCCUGCUAUUUUGCCAAGUGAUCAUCCUCUUAUAAGAAGUGCAAAAUGGAGAAGUCGUAAGAGCUGUACAAAAUCUUUAUCCUUUGGAAUUAUCGACUGCCGAGGAACUUCCAUCGAAAUUCAGCGGAAGUCAACCAUGCGAAAAUAUUUCGGUAGAGCUAAACUCCAGUUGAGGAUGUACCUGUAG
Molecule: messenger RNA, 2361 nt
Organism: Stegodyphus dumicola
Lineage: Eukaryota; Metazoa; Arthropoda; Arachnida; Araneae; Eresidae
Source: RefSeq, a predicted model, not a curated record